AUGAAGCCCCAAGGCAUUGUGGGAAAUCAGUCGGAGGUGACCGAGUUUAUAGUCCAGUGUUUUUCCAAUGCACCAGAACUCCAGCCCCUCCUUUUUGUGAUUUUUUUUCUCAUCUACCUCCUCAUUGUAACAGGAAACACAACAAUUUGUGCGACGGUCGCAGCCGACCCCCACCUGCAAACCCCCAUGUAUUGGCUCCUGAGUAACUUCUCAUUUUUGGAAAUGUCUUACUCCUCAGUCAUUCUCCCGAAACUUCUAACCAUGCUCGUUACACAGCACAAGACCAUAUCCACCACUGGGUGCAAAUUCCAGUUGUUUUUCUUCACAGUUUUUACUUGUAUUGAAUUCUUCCUACUCACGGUUAUGGCUUACGAUCGCUACGUGGCAGUUUGUCACCCUCUUCAUUAUCACUCACUCAUGACUCUACGGCAUUGUGCUAAGUAUAUUGCUGCUGUUUGGACCUUUGGGUUUCUUGACCCUAUUCCCCUCAACGCCAUAAUAGCUAAAUUUUCUUUCUGUUCAUCCAAUCAGAUUGACCAUUUCUAUUGUGACGUCACUCCAGUAUUAAAACUCACUUGCAGUGAUACCUUUACCUUACUUCUUCUCGUUUACAUGAAUGGGGCUUUCCUUUUCUUAAGCACAAUUACGCUUACUUGCAUUUCUUACAUUCUUAUAAUCCGAACUAUUCAGGGAAUUAAGUCCUCUGAAGGCCGGAAGAAAGCUUUUUCUACAUGCGCUUCCCAUUUGACUUGUGUGAGUAUCUUCUAUGGGACAAUCUUCUGCUUGUACAUGAGGCCAAGAGCAGCCUAUGAACCAGAGAAAGACAAGUUCUUUUCUCUUUUGAAUAUUGUGUUAGUUCCCUCACUGAAUCCUUUUAUUUACACUCUAAAGAAUAAAGAAUUUAAAAUUCACCACCGCAAAGUGGGGGAGUGUCUCGCCCUAUCUCUGGACUUGCAGAUCUAUAGCCGCAGCCAGCACAUUCUUCAUAUAACCCUUCCAAACAUGCAGCCAACUCAUCCAGAAUGGAUUUCUUUGUGGUCGGUUAUUGCAGAACCUCCUUGCGAGCAUCACCCUCCAGGGACCCUACGGCCAGUCUUGAACAUUCAAGGUUUGGAAACUCUAAUUCGAAACUGGUUCGUUUUAGCACAAAAAUACUUGAAUCUUGGCAAAAACUUCAAUUUGAAUGUUAAUAAAUCAGACCCUUAG
Xenopus tropicalis (tropical clawed frog) is the source of this 1206-nucleotide messenger RNA. It is a transcript of the gene or6c3, whose product is annotated as olfactory receptor family 6 subfamily C member 3. Gene Ontology annotation, biological process: G protein-coupled receptor signaling pathway; signal transduction; detection of chemical stimulus involved in sensory perception of smell. Bases 1 to 1206 code for a protein of 401 amino acids. Gene Ontology annotation, cellular component: plasma membrane; membrane. NCBI's taxonomy places the organism in Eukaryota, Metazoa, Chordata, Amphibia, Anura, Pipidae. The transcript has 3 exons. Gene Ontology annotation, molecular function: G protein-coupled receptor activity; olfactory receptor activity. The record is from RefSeq and is a predicted model, not a curated record.